AUGGACCUCCAGCUGGCCGCUUGGAAGCUACCGAUUGAUGAUGCUGAGACGAAGUUUGAGUUAGUUAUUACUUUCCCACCUACACAAAAGUUUCAAAAAUCGGAAGUUGUGAAUUCUACUAGAAACUUUCGAGACCUUUUCAGUGAUUACUUUUGUUUAGGGAGAGAUAGAACGCCAUUAAACGCCAACAACAUGAACACUGCCGAGGAGGACUGCAUUAGUAUGUCAAACAUUUCCAACCAGAAUCCGGACAAUGAGCGGGAUCAGGAGUUGCAAUCCCCAACAAACCAGACUUCAGUGCCACAGACAGGGGCAGGCAAGCGCAAGGAUACUCCCAUUCGGGUGCGGGACAUGAUCAAUCUGUACAACUUCGCCACGCAGAAGAACCAGGAACUGGAGCACGCCAAGUCCAUUUACUUUGGCUCCUUGCCAAAGUCUGAGGAUGAUGUGGCACCCGAGAUAGAAGGGGGCAGCAGCUUCUGCAAUAUGUCGAUGUCGGAGGAUAAGCAGAACUUGGGUCCAGGCAACUUUCGCGUAACCACCACUGAGUCCUCGCUGUUCGAUGAGAGUCCGGCUGCAAAAACUACUGUAGAAAAGUCCUACCAAAGCAAGACCACCAUUAGACGCACAGAGCAAGGCGUGCGCAUUAUUAUUGAUAUUUUCUUUGAUAAGAAGGAUAGCGAGAUAGACAUUGUGGGCAGCCGCGUGGAGACGGAGAUUCCCGAGAGCCAAAUCCUGUCCGAUUUUCAGCAGAAUUCUCUGGGCAGGAAGAACGAAGAUCAGAAGCCGAGUAUCCAGGACGAGCCAAGUGCCGACUCCACUUAGGCUGACCUCAGAUGAUAGCCAGUAUAGCCAGGGGAUAACUAACUAAAUUCCAGGUUACAACGUCCUCGCAACGUUUUAUAUGUUUUUUCUUUAUUUUUGACAGGCAACACACAAACUACGACAAUAAUAAACCAUCGAUUGACUAUCGA
This is a messenger RNA of Drosophila eugracilis, 974 nucleotides long. RefSeq lists its product as uncharacterized. Lineage: Eukaryota; Metazoa; Arthropoda; Insecta; Diptera; Drosophilidae. The record is from RefSeq and is a predicted model, not a curated record.